GCGAUUGGACCCGAGUGAUCGAAUCGAGGUCUUCGAGCUGCGGCAAUGGCGAGACUGCUCGCCUUCAGAGGACUCGUCUCCUCUUCAUCCUCUUCGACGCCUCAUCUGCGUCAUCACCAUGACUCGCUGGUCCGCAUCGUUGCCUUGGGCGUCGGCAGCCUCGACGACAUGGUGGCGGCCCUCGACCGCUCCGGCGUCCCAGUUAACCAAGACUCACUCAACGCGGUCAUCGACACUUGCAAAACCGAAGCCGGCGACGGCGGGAGCGGCAGCGGAAGAAGACUUCUGCGAUUCUUUUCUUGGUGCCUGCCUCGGGUUCCCCAAGAACACCUCGGAGACGAUGUCUUCAACCGCGCCAUCCGGGCCUUCGCGGCGAUGAAGGACCUCACGGCCAUGGGGAUCGCCAUUUCCCGUCUCCACGAGGAACGCCGGAUGAUGACUUUGGAGACGUUCACCCUAGUCUCCGACACCCUCGUUAAGUCGGGCGAGGAGGAGGACGCCGUUCGCCUCUUCCGCGGUCUGGUUCGAGCGCGGCUGCUGCAGAUCCCGGACGGCGGAGGCGAAGGGGCGAGCAGGGGGCUGCUCGUCAUGGUACACGCCCUCUGCGCCAGAGGGCACGCGGGGAUGGCACGGGGCGUCGUGUGGCGCCACCGGCGCAAUCUGCUCUCGGGAGGGGGCGAAGCCACUCGGAUCAUACAGCAGAGUCUCCUCCACGGAUGGUGCGUCCGGGGGGACGUCAAGGAAGCGCGCCACGUGAUGGAUGAGAUGAAAUCGCUAGGUUUUCCUCCCACCAUAGCAUCGUACAACGAUCUCCUCCUCUGCCUGUGCCAGAAGAACGUCAAAUCCAAUCCGUCCGCCCUUGUUCCGGAAGCCACAAAUUUGAUGACGGAGAUGAGGACAUCAGGGGUCCCCGCCGCCACCGCUAGCUUCAACAUCCUACUAUCUUCCCUUUCCAGGGUUCGGAGGGCCAAGGAAGCUUGCCGAAUCCUAUACCUGAUGCAACAGGGGGAGGCAGAAUGCUCUCCCGACUGGGCAAGCUACCACAUCGUCAUCAGACUCAUGUAUCUGACUGGAAGAUUUGUCAGAGGCGAUAGGCUUCUCAAGGAGAUGCUCGAGGCUGGCUUGCUUCCUGGGACAAGUUUCUACCAUAGUCUAGUAGGUCUCUUGUGCGGUCUGGAGAAGGUGGAUCAUGCACUCCAGACGUUCGACCAAAUGAAGAGAUGUGGGCAGUACAAUGCGCCAACAUAUGAGUUGCUAAUAGAGAAGCUCAGUAGGAGUGGAAGGUUUGAACAGGCAACCAAUCUGUGGGAGGAGGCAACAGAGAGGAAUGUCAUUCUUCAAUGCUCGAGAGACUUGUUGGAUCCUUCCAAGACAGAGGUAUUCAAACCAGUGGCAGCUGAGAAAAAGUUAAGAUCACAGAGCUAUAGCAAGGUCUCAUAGUCUUCCUU
Zingiber officinale is the source of this 1448-nucleotide messenger RNA. RefSeq names its product pentatricopeptide repeat-containing protein At5g61370, mitochondrial-like. The transcript has a single exon. NCBI's taxonomy places the organism in Eukaryota, Viridiplantae, Streptophyta, Magnoliopsida, Zingiberales, Zingiberaceae. The record is from RefSeq and is a predicted model, not a curated record. The coding region runs from base 46 to 1440 and encodes 464 amino acids. Gene Ontology annotation, molecular function: protein binding.